This is a messenger RNA of Rhinichthys klamathensis goyatoka, 3045 nucleotides long. RefSeq names its product kinesin-like protein Klp68D. Gene Ontology annotation, molecular function: ATP binding; microtubule binding; ATP hydrolysis activity. Gene Ontology annotation, biological process: microtubule-based movement. The transcript has 21 exons. Bases 336 to 2873 code for a protein of 845 amino acids. The record is from RefSeq and is a predicted model, not a curated record. Gene Ontology annotation, cellular component: microtubule; kinesin complex. NCBI's taxonomy places the organism in Eukaryota, Metazoa, Chordata, Actinopteri, Cypriniformes, Leuciscidae.
CACAUCAUCACAUCAGAGAGAAGCGUUCACGCGCCUCACUGCGAGCGCGUGGAUCAUCGAAAAGCCAAUUCAACUCUCAUCCGCUCGACGUGAGGUGAGGAGUGAUGAACAACAGGACCUUUCAAAGUAUUAAAACAAAAACAUGUCAGCAACACUCUGAGUGAGAUUUGUCCAGCUCUACAGAGACGGGCUGUUUAUCUGAAAUGGGAUUCCAAGGAUGUUAUUCCAGGAAUAAUGUGCUCUGGAGAGACUGUGUCUUGAUUUCAUAAAGAAACAGCUGAAGCAGUUGAACAGAGCAUUUAUCCACUGGACAAGAAUCCAAAAAUUGGAAGAGGAUGUCUGGGGUAGAUAAAACCCUGAACUCAGAGAAAAGUUUCAGAGUGGUCGUCCGUCUGUGUGCCUUGUGCAGACCAGAACACUCUGUCUCUAUAGAUGAACCCAGAGCCUCCAUCAAAGUGACACAUCUUAACAGAGUAGUUGUUGACACUGGAAGGAGUCACAAGCCUCAUAUUAUAGAUCUUGAUGCAGUUUUAAAUGAGGAGGCAUCUCAGAGAGAUGUUUAUGAGUCAACAACAAAGUCUCUGGUGGAGUAUCUAAUGCAGGGUUAUAAUGGCUGUGUAAUUGUCUAUGGCUCUCCGGGCAGCGGUAAGACUCACACCAUGCAGGGAUGCAGCGUUUUAGCCAAACACAGAGGCAUCAUCAGCCACGUUGCCGAGGACAUCUUCACUUCACCCAAGGCAUCUCACUGCAAAAUCAGAGUGUCAUUCUACCACAUCUUCAAUGAAAAGAUUUAUGACCUAUUGGAUCCGAAGGGGAGUGAGGUGAUCUGGGUGCGGGACUGUGACGAGGUGGUGCAUCUUGAUGGGUUGACGGAGGUGGAAGUGAGCUCCGCCCAGGAUCUGCUACAGGUGCAUCGCCGUGGCUCCACCCUCAGGCACACAGGGAUCUCAAAGGGAGAUUUUCCAAGCCGAUCCCACACGGUAUUUAACAUUGUGGUCAUUAACACAAUGGUCCAGUCCCCUGAGGGAGUUUUGACAGCCAGCAAACUCACUCUGUGUCGUAGUUCUGUGGCCCCUGACAUGAAGAGAACUUUCAAUGCCACAAAUGAAAACCCGCAAGAGACCAAGAUGCUGAAGCGCUCCCUCACCAUAUUCGGAAAUGUGAUUUUUGCCCUCAGCUCUGCAGGGUCCCAGCACAUCCCAUACAGAGAAUCCAAACUAACCCGAGCACUUAGGGACUGUUUGGGAGGGAACUGUCGGACGUGUUUAGUGGUCACAGUGUCAUCUCAAUCAUCUUCAAUAACCGAAACUCUCAGCUCUCUUCAGUUUGCCUCCAGAGCCAUGGCUGUUCCUUCUCGACCCAUAUACACAUCUCAGUUACAUUACACACCUGAACAGCCAUGUGCAUAUCUGAAUGGGAAGAAGGACAGUAAUCAUCUGAACAGACAGCAGAUUUUACCACCGGUCGGAUCUGACAGAAGGUCGCAGACAUGCUUGCUUCCCAUCCUCUUGAGUUCAGUCAGUUCCUCUGAAUCUAAACUCAGCUCAAGUCACUGUGGAGAUGGGCUGGAGCUCAGAACUUUUCUCCCCCAGUUGGAGAAACCAGGCCAAACUGAACCAUCUGGACGUUACUGCCGUGCAUCUCGACGUGGAGAUGAGAAAAACAGAGCUGAUGGUAGGAUGACCCGCUCCCUGUCCCAUUCCCUCUCUGGGGCAAUACUCCAUGAUACUGGAGGGAGAGAAAGAACUGGAAAAGGAUUGGAGUUUUCACCUGCACAGCAGCGCGGUUCUGUAGAGCGGCUUUCCACAUCCUCUCUUGAACCUUUUUCAGCUCCUUCAGCUGCUGUGGAGUGUCCUAAUUGUUCCCGGGAACGAAAUAUCCGAGAGGAGUAUGACAAGAUCAUUCUUCAGGUUAAGAGAGACAAAGAUUAUCUGAGUCAAAAAGUAGCAGAACUGGAGAAUGAGUUGAAGAUGAGAGCAACCCAGGAGAGAGAUGAUGGGAUGAGUUGGGAAAAGAAAAGCGGAAAUGAAGAAUCUUCCAGCUGCCCAUCUGCAGGUCCAGGAAUAUUACAGACUGCAGAGGUGUGUUUACAAACAGAAGCAGAGUGUCUGAGAGCAGAGCUGAGCGCAUGUCAUGAGAGAGAGAGGAUGCUGACAAACACGCUGCUCUCUGAGAGAGAGAGACUAACCCAGGAUGCCCAGGAUAUGCUCACACAGCUUAACAGCACCAGAGAGAGGAACGGCCAACUUGUGUCAGCACUUAACAACCAGCAGGAGAGCUUGUUGGCAGAACUACAGACCAGCAGAGAGGAGCUUGUAAAAUUUCGAGAGAGUGUGUCUCUUACCCUCAGCCAACUCAAGACUGAAAAGACUGAACUGAUGUUACACUUAGAGGACACAAAAAAAUCCUAUGAAAAGGUGUGCUUGGAAAAUGCUGGUUUAAGGCAGAAACUAAAGUCAUUUUUGAGGGAGAUCAACGCAGCACCCUUUACGGGAUCCAGCAGUCCCGACACAAACCCUUCACACACGCACACAGACACAACAAAUACUGAGAUGAUUGUCGUAUCACACCAUGUGUCUCAGCAAUAUCCUGCAGGUGUCACAAAAGGAAGUGAAUGCUGCUUCAGUCAGUGUGAAGGGGUUCAGCAUCCUGAGGAGGGGUUUACAGAAAAAUUGGAAACCACAAACGACAGCAACUGUGAACAGCCUCUGUAUAAACCCCGAAGUCUCUACAAGCAGCUGAGGAGGGAACACAGUCUGUUACUGGACAUGAUGCUGGCUCUGUACAGGAGAGAGUGGUUUCAGCAGGAUGCCAUACCAUAUGUCAGACGUACGCUCAGGAAGUGUGGACUGAGGCCUGAGGAUAUAGACUAAAGACUCUGUACUUGUGUGUGAGUGAAUGAGAGAGGUGAAAGAUGUCCUGUAUGAAUCACAGGUAAAGUCAUAGUUCGCUUAAAGGGAUAGUUCACCCAAACAUGAAAAUUCUCAUCAUUUACUCACCCUCAAUUUGUUCCAAACCUGUAUGGAUUUCUUUCUUCUACUGAAC